Molecule: messenger RNA, 1381 nt
Organism: Glycine soja
Lineage: Eukaryota; Viridiplantae; Streptophyta; Magnoliopsida; Fabales; Fabaceae
Product: transcription factor HEC2-like
Exons: 1
Coding region: 251-1099 (282 amino acids)
Biological process (GO): regulation of DNA-templated transcription
Molecular function (GO): DNA-binding transcription factor activity; protein dimerization activity
Source: RefSeq, a predicted model, not a curated record
UACAGUGACCCUGCUGGAUAUUGUUGUUGUUGGUCGGUUCACAGAUAAAAUAACAAUCUCUCUUUUCUAUCUUCUUCUGCACUUUCUGCACUCUAGUUAAUUUCCACUAUUUUAUUCUUUCUCUCACACCCCUCAUCAUCAUCAUCAUUAUCAUUUUUCUCUCUGAUACAAACCAUACUAUUCACACCCUCCCAUACUCUGCAGCCCCCUCUCUUUUCUCACCUUCCCCAUUCUUCUUCUCCUCUCUUUCAUGGAUGUGGACAUAGUGAAAACUUCCAACAACAACAACAACAUGGACGUUAUGGCAAUGAUGAUGCAAAUGGAAAAGUUCCCCGAAUUAUUAUUCUGCGACGACCCUUUUUAUACCACCACACCCACUUACCAAGAAACCGAUUUGUUAUCAAGUGGAAGAAGCUCCUCAUCAACAACCAGCGCUUCCACCCUAUUCAACAACAAUGUAACAACCACAAUUCCACCGACGACAACACCGUCAAAUAAUGUUGUCCAAUUUUCCAACAUUGAUGACCUUUUCCAACAACAACCACCUAUGUCACAGUCCCUUCAACUUCAACCCUACCCUUCUGAAAAGAAGAAGAAGAACAACAACUCGAUGGCGGCGAUGAGGGAGAUGAUAUUCCGGAUAGCGGUGAUGCAACCGGUUCACAUCGACCCGGAAUCCAUAAAGCCACCCAAAAGAAGAAACGUGAAGAUCUCGAAGGAUCCACAGAGCGUGGCGGCGCGGCACCGGAGAGAGAGGAUAAGCGAGAGGAUAAGGAUUCUACAGAGACUGGUCCCUGGCGGCACAAAAAUGGACACUGCUUCGAUGCUGGACGAGGCUAUUCACUACGUCAAGUUCUUGAAGAAACAGGUGCAGACGCUGGAACAAGCAGGGGCAAAUAGGUCACCACACAGUAGUAAUAAUAAUAAUAAUAUUCUCAAUACUACUCACGUUGUUGGUGCUGUUGGUUUUCCGCUAGGGAUGUCUUCUAAUUACUCCAAUAAUAUAAUUAGUAAUGUUGUUAAUUAUUCUUUGUUGAUGAAGGGUGGUUGCCAACCUUGUCAAGUGUUCGGUUCCACUUCUAAACAAUUGCUCAGCUAAUUAUAGUUGAGAGGGGAAGUUUUGUGAGAGGGAAUUUGCUUGUUUUUAUGAUGAGAAGCAGUGGGUUGGGUUCUGUAGUGUUAAUUAAUUGGUGUAUGCAUGGGUUCGGUGGGUCGUGAUGAAGAACAUGUUUUCUCCAUGUUGUUGCCGUUGUUGCAAAUGAAUUUCUUUUGCUUUUACAAUGGUCGGAAGGUGAUAAAUCGAAGUUUCAAUAACGUAAUGGAUGAAUCUGUUCUACAUUUUUUACAAAUGAUAUUUAAAUAUCGUAAUAUAUCUCAUUAA